Messenger RNA from Diaporthe amygdali, 1053 nucleotides. RefSeq lists its product as uncharacterized. NCBI's taxonomy places the organism in Eukaryota, Fungi, Ascomycota, Sordariomycetes, Diaporthales, Diaporthaceae. The record is from RefSeq and is a predicted model, not a curated record. Bases 1 to 1053 code for a protein of 350 amino acids. The transcript has a single exon.
AUGUCCCGGAUUCGAAGGGUUACAUUGGAUCAUCUCAAAUCGCUCCUCGAAUCACGCCAGCAUCCCUCGGCGGAGCGUAUCUUGAUUUGCCAACUGCUUGUUGACCUCGAAACGUCCUUCAGCACUUUCACCUCUGAUUCUGAAAAUGUACAUCGCCAACAUGAUUCUUCCUUUGCAACACAUCAACGAGAUCUUGCGGCUCUGCUCUGCGAGACUGGAGAUGAAAACGGCGCCCUGACCCUACUACGUCGGAUCCCACGUGCUCAGAUUGAGAAGGAGGAUCUCGAAAGGAUAAUGCAACUUGGCACUGCGCUUUGCUCCCGAAUGACGGGGAUACUCAAGAUACUGGGAAUUGGCGAUGAUUCAUCAACCCUGGAUGUCUCUCUUGACGUGCUGGUCCUUCCAUAUAGUCUCUUAGCUGCACACUCCAGGAAAUGGAUCGAUAAUGAAGGAUUCAUCAAGAAAUCAUUCAUCUGGCCCUGGAUACGGCGAAGUAUUCGGGCGCAACUGAGAGAUCACCCUGGAGCACCAGUGGAUUGGUCGCCCUCGAGGCUGGAUACCCAAUUCCGAGACGUUUUUGGUCACUCUCUCCUACAUGCCGCCAUUUACUCCCAGGAUAACGACCACAUCGAGGCUAUCAUCAAGGAUUUGAAUCUUGGUCCAGAGGAUGUGAGAGCGUAUUUGAGCACAAGAUGGCCCUUCUAUGCCCCAGGGUUCACACCACUUGCAUGUUGCGCCAGCUUCUCACUCAACUGGGGGCUCUUUAACGCCCUACUUCCAUUUUCAAACAAGAGCUUAUGUUGCGGAUCAAUUAAUGUCGCAAGCAGGCAUGAAUUCUGUGCCCUCGCCAUCGCCCUACGUAAACGGGACAAUGAAAUUGUGGGGGCUUUGUUCCAAAGAGCGUUUCAGGAGAGAGUUGACAUCUCAAAUUGUUGCCAUUGGGCAAUGGGUUCUGUUCCGAACAUCUCGCUCGAAGCCUCAGAACAUUUGUUGUUCAUGAUUCGACAGUCCAUGGCUGACGCGGAGGAACCGCUAUGGGGGCCGGAGGAAUAG